UAAAAAUGUAAGGAACAAGAGCUGUUGCAGUAGCUUCAAUUUCCUUGUCAAACAACUUCCCCAUCAUCCAAUAUUAAGCAAGCAAAAGCAAUGCCCAACUUUUCCUUUUUCUUUUUCUUUUUCUUCAAGGACUUGUUUGUGCAGUGAGAGCUACCGUUUUAGGGUUGUUGGUGGAUGAUUUGUUGAGUACUCUCCUCUCCUAAUUUAACUUCACUUGCUCUAUACGUACACUCUCGACCCAAUUCUCGUAAUAUAUAUAUUUUUAUUCUUCUGUAUAUUUCAAAUUACGAAAAUUUCGAUUUCGUUUUCUACCCUCUCAUGCAUUUCAAUCCUCAGUCCUGAGAAAAAAACUGGAUCAAACUUAAAGAGACGUUAUGCCUUUCGGUUUAGUUUCGGCAUGGAACAAGCGUCGGCGGUCGAAGUCCCACGACCUUACAGACCCUUGGAUUUAUAAACCGGUGGAGUACUGGCAGCUCGAGGAUCAAACCCCCCAACCGACGAAAAGACACCAUCAUGGCUCGUCAAUUUUCACACUCAAAGAAAUGGAAGAGGCAACGUGUUCCUUCAGUGAAGAAAAUCUGCUCGGAAAAGGAGGAUUUGGGCGUGUAUACCGGGGAACUUUGCGGUCAGGAGAGGUUGUAGCCAUCAAGAAAAUGGAGCUGCCUCCUUUCAAAGCAGCUGAGGGAGAACGAGAAUUUCGGGUGGAAGUAGAUAUCUUGAGCAGACUUGAACACCCAAAUCUGGUUUCUUUGAUCGGCUAUUGUGCUGACGGGAAGCAACGGUUUCUGGUGUAUGAAUAUAUGCAGAAAGGGAACCUGCAAGAUCACUUAAAUGGGAUCGGGGAAGCGAAAAUGGAUUGGCCUCGACGGCUCAAGGUGGCACUUGGAGCAGCAAGGGGACUAGCGUAUCUGCAUUCUAGUUCUGCUGUCGGGAUUCCUAUUGUUCACAGAGAUUUCAAAUCCACCAAUAUUCUUUUAAGCGACGACUUUGAAGCAAAGAUAUCGGAUUUUGGACUCGCCAAGAUGAUGCCGGAGGGCAAGGAAAUAUACGUGACUGCUAGAGUGCUCGGAACAUUCGGCUAUUUUGAUCCCGAGUAUACAUCGACUGGAAAACUCACUUUACAAAGUGAUGUUUAUGCAUUUGGAGUGGUUCUUCUUGAACUUCUGACUGGACGUCAAGCCGUUGACAUUACCCUGGGACCAAACGAUCAAAACCUAGUGCUACAGGUAAGACACAUAUUGAACGACAGGAAGAAACUGCGUAAGGUGAUAGAUUCUGAGCUGAGUCGAAGUUCAUACACCAUGGAAUCUAUAGCUAUGUUUGCAAACCUGGCAUCAAGAUGUGUGCGUCCGGAGAGCAGUGAGAGACCCUCCAUGGCAGAAUGUGUGAAAGAGCUCCAGUUGAGUAUCUAUACAAAUGCGAAAGGCUUGGGAGUGGCCGUGGCUCCUAACAAACACAUGUUCUAAUUGCAGGAUGAAGAUAAGGUACAACAUAAUCAAAAUCCUUUACUUCUGCUAAUAAAAGAAUUGUUGAAUCUUCAAAGCUUGGUGACCUAUGAUCUCAAAAACAAGACCCACGAAGAGAAUUUGAUAAGGAUUGAGAAAUACAGAAUGCAGUUGAGUAGAUAUAUUAGACAGAAUUCAUCACAAAACAAUCAAAUUGAAGUUGGUUUUCGUGUACAAGAUCAAGAAAGCCUACGAUGUAAAUUAAUAAUGAAUGAGAUUCCAAUCUAAGAGGGGAUCAUUUUCUUGUAUCACUAUGUUUUGGAAACUUUGUAACCUUUCGUAAAUUAUGUAUUGUAAACUCAGAGUAUAUGUAAUUUGUACUUUA
Malus domestica (apple) is the source of this 1830-nucleotide messenger RNA. Its product is annotated as probable serine/threonine-protein kinase PBL28. Gene Ontology annotation, biological process: protein phosphorylation. NCBI's taxonomy places the organism in Eukaryota, Viridiplantae, Streptophyta, Magnoliopsida, Rosales, Rosaceae. The record is from RefSeq and is a predicted model, not a curated record. Gene Ontology annotation, molecular function: ATP binding; protein kinase activity.